Messenger RNA from Porites lobata, 423 nucleotides. NCBI's taxonomy places the organism in Eukaryota, Metazoa, Cnidaria, Anthozoa, Scleractinia, Poritidae. The record is from the annotation of a GenBank genome assembly.
AUGGGACACCGCGACAGCAUCGAUCCGCCUAAAAUGGCAAUCGAAGGGAGUUCUACCCUCACCUCAGAGUCGAGUGUAAACGACACUUCGCACAACGAAAGUGUAAAUGUUUCUCUCGAUGAAUCAGAACCGGCUGAUGAUGUAACAGGAGUCCAGAAAAGCAGCGAGAAAAGAAAAGCGGAAAAGGAGCAGGAGAAAAGUGGGCGCAAAGGCAAAAGAAGGCGACGAGAUAUCUCGGAAGGUACAACUCAAGACUGGCAGAGUUCUUUUAUGGAAAUGUGGGAAAAGAGUAUGGAACAGGACAACGCAAGAUUUGAACGUUCCGCGGAAAUGUUCCAUGACGCCCAGAACAGGCAAAUGGAACAAACAAACGCCAUACUCGCUGGCUUCAAAGACAUUUUUAAAGAUUUAGUAUCAAAAUAA